This is a messenger RNA of Diuraphis noxia (Russian wheat aphid), 2023 nucleotides long. Its product is annotated as aldo-keto reductase family 1 member B1-like. Gene Ontology annotation, molecular function: oxidoreductase activity. NCBI's taxonomy places the organism in Eukaryota, Metazoa, Arthropoda, Insecta, Hemiptera, Aphididae. The record is from RefSeq and is a predicted model, not a curated record.
CUUAUCAAUAAUUAUCACCAUAUAAAUAGUAGGUAAUAGGUAUAAUAAUAGUUAAUAAUUUAGUAGCUACUCAAUUACCAAUUACUUUGGACGUCUGGAAUAUUGAGUAAUGAGUAUUGACAGUCUUAUAAUAUAAUACACAACUUAUGCAACAUCACUCAAAAGUGCGAAACUCCAAUAUCCAUUAACCAGUCACUAUAGUGCCACUAACUACUGCUACAGGUCAUAUAUUUUCCACGGCCAGUAGAUACUUCAAAUAUGGCAUCGAAUUUGACAAAAAUGGUGAAGUUCAAUAACGGUCAGCUAUAUCCAAUUUUAGGUUUGGGAACUUGGCAGGCGUCAUCAGUUAUUGAUGACUCUACUCACGCUGCGCUCAUCGACUCCAUAAAAAGUGCAAUUGACAUAGGAUAUCGUCAUUUUGACUGUGCGGCCAUUUAUAACAAUGAAAAAUUGGUGGGAAAGGCUGUAAAUGAUAAAAUUUCAGAAGGUGUAAUUAAAAGAGAUGAACUAUACAUCACUAGUAAGCUGUGGAACAAUAAGCAUAGAUUUGAGCUGGUAGAAGAAGCAUUGAAGAAUACUUUGAAUGAUCUGUGUUUAAGUUAUGUCGAUUUAUAUCUUAUCCAUUGGCCUUUUGGAACUAGUGAAGAUUCUAAUGCUACUGACAGCGAAGGUCGGUUAUUAGGUUCCGGUAUUUCUUAUUUAGAAACUUGGAAAGCUAUGGAAGGAUGUGUUCAAAAAGGACUCACAAAAUCGAUUGGAGUAUCAAAUUUCAAUAUUAAACAGUUAAAAGAUAUUYUAGAAAUAGCUACUAUUAAACCAGUUGUUAAUCAGGUUGAAUGCCAUCCUUAUUUAACACAAAAUAAACUGAAAGCAUUUUGUGAAAGUAAUGGUAUACUAUUAACUGGUUAUGCACCAUUAGGAUCAGCAAAAAGAUCAUGGGCAGGACCAGAAGAAGAUGCUAUUUUAGAUGAACCUAUUGUAAAACAAUUAGCUGAUAAGUAUAAGAAAUCCAAUGCUCAAAUAUUGAUUAAGUUCCAAAUUCAAAGAGGUGUUAUAGUCAUACCAAAGUCAUCCAACCCGAUGAGGCAGAAAGAAAAUUUUGAUGUCUGGGAUUUCGAGUUAACUACACAAGAUAUAGAUUUACUUGAAUCCUUAAACAGAAAUGCUCGUUAUUUUGAAUUCAAUACUAUACACUAUACAGAUACAUUAUGGAAUAACAAACAUAAUCCUAAAGACGUGGAAGUUGCAUUGAAGAAUAGUUUGAAGUUACUGGGUUUAGAUUACCUAGAUUUAUACCUUAUUCAUUGGCCAGUUGCAACUAGUGAUUAUCCGAUUGCACAAGAUAGUGAAGGGCGGUUUAUUGGCGCUGACGAUUCUUAUUUAGACACAUGGAAGGCUAUGGAACAAUGUGUCCAAUUAGGACUCACAAAAUCAAUUGGAAUUUCUAAUUUUAAUAUUAAGCAAGUGAAAGAAAUUUUAGAAAUAGCAACAAUAAAACCAGCUGUUAAUCAGGUUGAAAAUCAUCCUUAUUUAACCCAAAAUAAACUUAAAGAAGUUUGCGAGAGUAAUGGAAUUAUAUUAACUGCUUAUGGACCUUUAGGAUCACCGUACAGAGGUCCAAACUCAAAAGGAUUAGUACUUUUAGAUGAACCAAUUGUAAAACAAAUAGCUGACAAAUAUAAAAAAACAAAUGCUCAAAUAUUAAUAAGAUUUCAGAUUCAAAGAGGUGUUAUUGUCAUACCUAAAUCAUCUAAUCCAGAAAGACAAAAAGAGAAUUUUGAUGUGUGGGAUUUUGAGAUGAGCAAGGAAGAAAUGGAUUUACUUGAGUCAUUAAACCAAAAUCAACGAUAUGUUCUUUUCAAACCAGCUAUGCACUUAAAAGACUAUCCAUUUAACGAGGAACAAUGAACUUUAGAGGAACAAUGAAUAUUAGAGAUAUCUACAUUGAUAAAAACAGCUACUGAUACUGCGAUAAUUUGAAUAAGAAAUUAUAAAAUAAAAUAAAAUUUGUUUUCUAAAAUAA